Molecule: messenger RNA, 2493 nt
Organism: Acanthosepion pharaonis
Lineage: Eukaryota; Metazoa; Mollusca; Cephalopoda; Sepiida; Sepiidae
Source: the annotation of a GenBank genome assembly
AUGAUCGUUGUUCAAAACUUUAUCUUCUUCUUCUUCUUCUUCUUCUUCUUCUUCUUCUUCUUCUUCUUCUUCUUCUUCUUCUUCUUCUUUAUGGAAAAUGUUAAUUUAUUCAAUGUCUCUUUCGGGGUAAAGGUUAAUUUGUCGAAUGUCUCUUUCGGGGUAAAGGUUAAUUUGUCGAAUGUCUCUUGCGAGGAAAAGGUUAAUUCGUCGAAAGUCUCUUUCGGGGAAAAGGUUAAUUCGUCAAAAGUCUCUUUCGGGGAAAAGGUUAAUUCGUCGAAAGUCUUUUUCGGGGAAAAGGUUAAUUCGUCAAAAGUCUCUUUCGGGAAAAAGGUUAAUUCGUCAAAAGUCUCUUUCGGGGAAAAGGUUAAUUCGUCAAAAGUCUCUUUCGGGGAAAAGGUUAAUUCGUCGAAAGUCGAUUUCGGGGAAAAGGUUAAUUCGUCAAAAGUCUCUUUCGGGGAAAAUGUUAAUUUGUCGAAAGUCUCUUUCGGGGAAAAGGUUAAUUCGUCAAAAGUCUCUUUCGGGGAAAAGGUUAAUCAGUCGAAAGUCUCUUUCGGGGAAAAGGUUAAUUCGUCAAAAGUCUCUUUCGGGGAAAAGUCUCUUUCGGGGAAAAGGUUAAUUUGUCGAAAGUCUCUUUCGGGGAAAAGGUUAAUUCGUCAAAAGUCUCUUUCGGGGAAAAGGUUAAUUUGUCGAAAGUCUCUUUCGGGGAAAAAGGUUAAUUCGUCAAAAGUCUCUUUCGGGGAAAAGGUUAAUUCGUCGAAAGUCUCUUUCGGGGAAAAGGUUAAUUUGUCAAAUAUCUCUUUCGGGGAAAAGGUUAAUUCGUCAAAAGUCACUUUCGGGGAAAAGGUUAAUUCGUCAAAAGUCUCUUUCGGGGAAAAGGUUAAUUCGUCAAAAGUCUCUUUCGGGGAAAAGGUUAAUUCGUCAAAUUCUCUAUCGGGGAAAAGGUUAAUUCGUCAAAAGUCUCUUUCGGGGAAAAGGUUAAUUCGUCAAAAGUCUCUUUCGGGGAAAAGGUUAAUUUGUCGAAAGUCUCUUUCGGGGAAAAGGUUAAUUCGUCAAAAGUCUCUUUCGGGGAAAAGGUUAAUUCGUCAAAAGUCUCUUUCGGGGAAAAGGUUAAUUCGUCGAAAGUCUCUUUCGGGGAAAAGGUUAAUUCGUCAAAAGUCUCUUUCGGGGAAAAGGUUAAUUCGUCAAAAGUCUCUUUCGGGGAAAAGGUUAAUUCGUCAAAAGUCUCUUUCGGGUAAAAGGUUAAUUUGUCGAAAGUCUCUUUCGGGGAAAAGGUUAAUUCGUCAAAAGUCUCUUUCGGGGAAAAGGUUAAUUUGUCGAAAGUCUCUUUCGGGGAAAAGGUUAAUUCGUCAAAAGUCUCUUUCGGGGAAAAGGUUAAUUCGUCGAAAGUCUCUUUCGGGGAAAAGGUUAAUUUGUCAAAUAUCUCUUUCGGGGAAAAGGUUAAUUCGUCGAAAGUCUCUUUCGGGGAAAAGGUUAAUUCGUCAAAAGUCUCUUUCGGGGAAAAGGUUAAUUCGUCAAAAGUCUCUUUCGGGGAAAAGGUUAAUUUGUCGAAAGUCUCUUUCGGGGAAAAGGUUAAUUCGUCAAAAGUCUCUUUCGGGGGAAAAGGUUAAUUCGUCAAAAGUCUCUUUCAGGGGAAAAGGCUACCCGGACGAUUAUAUCUUUCGAUGCCUCCGACAGUUUACCCAGACGAUUAUAUCAUUCCAUGCCUCUGACAGGUUACCCGGACGAUUAUAUCUGUCCAUGCCUCCGACAGGUUACAUGGACGAUUAUAUCUUUCCAUGCCUCCGACAAAUUACCCGGACGAUUAUAUACUUCUAUGCCCCCGACAGGUUACCUGGAUGGUUAUAUCCUUCCAUGCCUCCGACAGGUUACCCGCACGAUUAUAUCUUUCGAUGCCUCCGACAUGUUACCUUGACGAUUAUAUUUGUCCAUGCCUCCGACAGGUUACGUGGACGAUUAUAUCCUUCCAUGCCUCCGACAGUUUACCCGGACGAUUAUAUCCUUCCAUGCCUCCGACAGGUUACCCGGACGAUUAUAUCUGACCAUGCCUCCGACAGGUUACCCGGACGAUUAUAUCUUUCGAUGCCUCCGACAGGUUACCUGGAUGAUUAUAUCUUUCCAUUCCCUCCGACAGGUUGCCUGGACGAUUAUAUCCUUCCAUGCUUCCGACAGGUCACCCGGACGAUUAUAUCCUUCCAUGCCUCCGACAGUUCACCCACACGAUUAUAUCUUUCGAUGCCUCUGACAGGUUACCUGAAUGAUUAUAUCCUUCCAUGUCUCCGACAGGUUACCCGGACGAUUAUAUCUGACCAUGCCUCCGACAGGUUACCCGGACGAUUAUACCUUUCGAUGCCUCCGACAGGUUACCUGGAUGAUUAUAUCUUUCCAUUCCCUCCGACAGGUUACCUGGACGAUUUUAUCUGGCCAUGCAUCCGACAGGUCACCCGGACGAUUAUAUCCUUCCAUGCCUCCGACAGGUUACCCGGACGAUUAUAA